AUGCGACGUCGGGUAGUUUUAUGUUGUCAGGAUGUGGGGAGUUUACUGUCGUCCAAACAUUCUGUACAUUCUGGCAUUGGUUACCAUGAACGAGUUUUCAGUAGGAAUCUGUUGUAUCGCCGCUACCCGGUAGUUACCGUGCUACCGAAGGCAGGUUUUACAGUUCUUGACACAAAACGAUGGAUUGCGUCCUCUGGGCCACCCGUCACCGGUUCACCGCUGUCACCUGUUACCAAUCCUUCGUUAAAUGUUGGAACUGGGGGAGGGGAGGCGGUGGCAAUGGAAGGCCCGCUUCCCGUGUCGUACUCACCGGGAUCUGGAGUCAACGGCUCCCUUCCGGUCACCUCCACCGCCAUCACCGCUCAUUGUGACGUACUGUCGGAGUGUGUUGCAAAGGCGGAUGAAUUGGCGGUGCAACUGAAAGCCCAGAAUGCACUCAGUGCUAGCGCUGAAAUUCUUACGCAGGAAGGCAUGGAGGAAUUCGUUGAGGAGCUGAAGACGUCGGCGACCAAUGAAAUGACAGCAUUAGUAAAGCAAAUGCAAACAACACCCUUGUUGCAGCGUGCAGGGAUGCACGAGCUACGCCGGACACUUUAUUACACAACUUCGCUAAAAGAACGGGAUUGGUUGGAAGAGAAGCAGUACACAGCGGCUAUGCGAAUGCUAACGGUUGAGGUGUUACGUCGCGAUGGUGACGGUGUCCUCUCUGCUGAUGAUGUGUUGUAUGUGACAACGCAUGUUGUUACAGCCAACUUUUACAACAGGCACCUUUGGAAUCGCAUGGAGAAAUCACUUCUCAAAUUCAGUAAUUACGAGAACAUUGACAUGUCUUCCGUUAAGGCAUUUUCAACUCGUCUUUUUAAAACCCGUCGUGGAUGUGCCAAAGAGACACUGGAUAUCCGCCGUAAGGUGUUGCUGGCGAUGUCUCGCCGUGUUGGAGUCCUCGCGAAUGACUUCGACCUACCGUCACUACUCGGUGUAUUGCAGUGUUAUACAGUACAUGACCUUACGCCAUUUCACCUUGAGCCAUUAGCUAUCCGUGCCACGAAUCACGUGGGUGACUUUACCCCGCACGAGUGUGCCACGCUCGCCCACGUAUUGCGUAAGUGGCGCACCAUGCGCCUGGAGGUGUGUGAACGGUUAGUAGAGCGUAUUUGUACCUCCGAUCAGCUUACCCAUCAUAUGGCGAACGCCGCCAUGAUUGCCAUACGCACAUGUUUCAAUCAAGUAAGUGAUGGAGGUCGCAAUGCGAUGAAUGCGGAACCGACUCGGCAGAAGCUCCGCGCAAUGGGUGAGCAGAUCGGGUGCCGCCUUGACGAAGUUGAGUACCCAGCACUACCCGUCAUCCUUAGCAUACUCGAUGUCGUUGUCACGCUGAAAAUAUACGUGCCCAAGAAGUGUCUGCAGGUCAUUUUUUCCCAAGCAAAUGAUAUGGUUGCGAUAGUGAUGGAGCAGAAGGACGAUCUCGUCGACCCAAAAACAGGAAAGCGUGUGCGCCCCAUAACGGCGGAGGAGGGGAGGCAACUGCAGGCGCUCUUAUCGCACUACGGCAACGAUCUUGCACCGGAGCUGUCCCAGCGGAUGAAGGAGGCAUUCCGCGAGGGAGUGUUACCUGACGAAGCAUCGCUUUAG
Trypanosoma brucei brucei TREU927 is the source of this 1632-nucleotide messenger RNA. RefSeq lists its product as hypothetical. The record is from RefSeq and is a predicted model, not a curated record. Lineage: Eukaryota; Euglenozoa; Kinetoplastea; Trypanosomatida; Trypanosomatidae. Bases 1 to 1632 code for a protein of 543 amino acids. The transcript has a single exon.